Molecule: messenger RNA, 2137 nt
Organism: Punctularia strigosozonata HHB-11173 SS5
Lineage: Eukaryota; Fungi; Basidiomycota; Agaricomycetes; Corticiales; Punctulariaceae
Exons: 1
Coding region: 212-2137 (641 amino acids)
Molecular function (GO): protein binding
Source: RefSeq, a predicted model, not a curated record
CCUCGUCCGCAACUUCGACUCUGCCGUAUGGACUCGUCAAAUUGAAGACAUACACAAGCAUUAUUCCGAAAUCCGUGCUUUGCUCGUUGAAGACGGUUCUGAUGUUGAUAGACCCUUGCUUAGUCCGGAUCAACUUCAUGACACCUUGCGUGCACUGGCGAGCUCUGGCCGAGCCUCCGACAUCGAGCUCUUGACCCUCAUCGUGUCGGACAUGCGACCAUUCUUCAAUCAUGAUGUUAAUCAGGGAACCAUUUCAUCCAUUGUUCACUCCUUCUGCAAGUCAGGACAUUUCCGACAAGCCUGGCAUUGGCUGCGUACUAUGCAUGAAGAUGACCAUCGCUGCACUCCCUCCCUCGAUCAAUGGCAUACGCUCCUGAUGUGCUGUGCAGACGCUAGGGCCGAUACAAAAUUGAUGCACAGCAUAAUUCGCGACAUGGCAUCCAUCCGACGACCGCCCUCAAACUUAACUUAUCGCAUCCUCAUACAUGCCAUGAUGAAGACCAACCCACGCGUACGGGAGAUUUCGGAGCUCAUCUCGGAAAUGCGAGAGGCUGGACUGACAUACGACUCCCUGACACUGAGUGCCCUCUAUGACGAGUACAUGGAGCUGGGUUUGCCGUCCUCGGCAGGAGAGAUUGAACGCAUUUAUAGGGAUGCUUUCGAUCUACCGGAUGAGAUCGACACGGAUCCUUCAGCGCGAACCAUUGAUCAGAUCGCAGCAAGAGCUGCACGACGGAACAUACAAGCUGCAAUUGCAUUCGCAAGUUCCACGCCCGAUUUCAAGCCUUCAUUGAAGACGCUACUCGCGGUGCUCUCGCGCUCCCCAACCGUACGCGAUCUGACUCGCCUGGAGAAGGCUUGGGAAAUAGAGGGCGGCGCACGAGCUUGGUCCUUCCUGAUAAAGGUCGCUAUAUCCAAAGGCGACAUUCGUGGGGCACAAGCCAUCUAUGACCAGUCAAAAAGUCGUGGUGUCGUGCCAGACGUCAGGAUGGUACACCAGCUGAUACGGGCCAUUUCGUCUGCCCAUUUGAUGCGUCCCUCCGACUCAUCUCUGAGGGAUGUGUUCGCCCUUUACAAGGAUUUGGCGCAUGCGCAUCCUCCUGGAGGCCCGCCGUCGCCGCACGGUCCAGACGCCGCCAUUUACAACGACCUGCUGAGGGCUAUCGCCUCGUCUUCGGAUCCUCAGCAGUACUUUGCCACUGCUGUGUCCCUGGUCAAAGACAUGCACCUCAGGCGGGUACCCCUGGACAGUAUGACGCUCGCACAGCUCACAGUGGUUUUUAUGCGGGUCGCAUCAGACUUCGAGGAUGCUUUCGAAAUCUACCGGUUCAUGAGGACAUCUCCCACAGCGUCCUUCGAUGCCCGUGGGUUCCUGGAUGUUCUAUCCGCUUUCUGCCGGCUCCCUUUUGGAAUUCAGCCGCCAUCUCUAUCCCACUAUUUUGACAUGGUACAAGACAUGAUCCAGGACGGCCACGAAAUCAUCCCGCAAGUUUACUCUUUCCCGCUUGUUCGGAUAGCACAACUUGCUACGCGCGUUCGAAAAACGCCACAACGCGAGGAUGAACUCCACGCCCUGGGGGCCCUGCGACAUGCAUUGCGGCAAACGCACCAACACCUCACGCUCGAUGCGUCGGUUACCCCCGACAUCGCCCUCUGGAACCAAUUGAUGGACGCGUACCAGAAAGUUGGCAACAUCACUGAUGCGUACAACGUUUGGGAAAUGAUGUACCUUCGUGGAUCGAUCGACAGCUCAAGCGUGAGCAUCAUCAUGGAUGCGUGCGGAUUCGGUAACCGUGGCCAGCUUGCGAAAACCAUCUGGGAAGGGUUACGGUCGCAUCGUUUCCCUCUCAAUGUUCGCAACUGGAACGCGUACAUUGAAUGCCUCUGCAGGUGUGGAUGGCUCGACGAAGCUAUCACUGCCUUCUGCGUAGAAAUGGCCGGUGAAGGUUCAACUGCGGAACCGGACGUCGAGACCGCCGAUGCGCUGUUAAAGUUCGCCCGUGCUUCUGGCCGUGGAGAAGAAAUACUGGAUAGGAUUAGGAAUUAUCUACCACAAUUAUGGACAACACUCCCUGAACGUAUGAAAUCUACUGCCACGGACUGGAAAGGGACGAAACAGCAGACAGAAAUGCGAUGA